This is a messenger RNA of Aspergillus ruber CBS 135680, 4218 nucleotides long. RefSeq lists its product as uncharacterized. Gene Ontology annotation, cellular component: membrane. NCBI's taxonomy places the organism in Eukaryota, Fungi, Ascomycota, Eurotiomycetes, Eurotiales, Aspergillaceae. The transcript is spliced from 4 exons. Bases 1 to 4218 code for a protein of 1405 amino acids. The record is from RefSeq and is a predicted model, not a curated record.
AUGGCAACAGCCGCCUCCCGAAGACUUGCAGAUGCCACUAGCGGACAUCCUAUACCGUCGCAAGGGACCGAGAAUAACGGAGUGGAGCGGUUACCAUCAAGCAGACGACAAAAUGGCUAUGAGGGAGAUGCCGCCUACCAUCCUCGAGGGCCUCAGGCCCAGGCCUCCCGAUCCCAAACGGUCUCCUACAGAAGAUACCCAGCACCAACAGCUCAUGGGCGCCAUCGGUCAUCCAAUUCAUUCUCCGCGAGGUCUAGGAAUGUGCCUCCGAAUUGGGACGAUAAACCACUUCCCCCCAAGCCCGAGCCCGAGCCCGAGUCUACGGAGAACGAGUAUACUACGCUGAGCAUACGACCAUUACCACAGCCCGCUGUACCGCAGGACGAAAGUGCGAGGGAACACUCACCACAGAUGGACCCCAGUACCCAGCAAGCAUCGCCGUUGAGUCGAUCAGACACGACCCGUUCGACCAGAGAGCGGCGACGUGACUGGGCUUCGGACCGGUCUCCUCUACAGAAACUGGAAGUGGCUUUGGAUGGAAUCAGCAAAGAAGAGAAACGGGCUCGAGUUAUGGAAGCGGAAAUGCGGGUCAAAGAGCGAUUGGAACAGCAAAAAGCCGGGGGCGAAGCUCGUGAUUCACCAGCACCAGCGUCCGCUAAGGAAUCUGCUACUCCGGCUCCUGCUCUGGAGACUCCAAAGCCCAAAGCCGAAACGCCGCAGAUGAUCCUAGAUCGGUCCACGACUAGAAGUGUCAAUUCCUCGUUGGGGACAAAUACUCCUGACGGGUAUCGUGACUCUCCGGAGGAACGUCGCAUCCAGAGGUCCAAUACCACAAGAGAACCCUCUUCAUUUCGGUAUGCUGCAGUGCCUCGUAACGAUAUGCGUUAUGUUAAGCCAUCGGCUGGUCAGCCUGCACCCGCUGGUCAGGCUCCCCGGCGAGCUGUAUCAGUCAGUCAUCAUCCUGGAAGACCGAUGCCGCGGCCAUUAGUAAAUGGAAAAUUGCUUCAGGAGACUCCAAUGAUACACAAGAGGACUGUAUCUCAAGCUGACCCGGUAUCCGUGCCUCCAAGGAGAGUCGUUCUUGACGAGAACCAAGCCCCAAGGCAGGCACCAGUUCCCGUCUCGCGCGACUUUCCAGGAAGGCCAGUCAAACAACGGGCACCCUCUGCCCCCAUGCCAAACACUCAGCGGCCAGCAGCAGGCGUCUAUCCCGCACAGAACGCAGGCGUCCCCGAACCUGCUCAACCAGUCGUGAAAGACUCAGCAGUGCAAGACCCUCCGCCUCACGACUCCAGCGAAUUUACUGUGCCAUCGAAGCCGAAACGAAACACGGUUUCUUUCAAUAUACCACCGCCUACACCACCCCCAUUGUUCGAAUGGAAGAAUGCACCCGUGGCUAGGCUUAAUCUUUCUGAUUUCGAAUUCCAGCAUCUGGAUGCUGGUAGAAUCAAGGCAUGGUGGGGCGAAGGAAAUUCCAACCGUCGGAGAAGCAGAGGACUACCAAAGAAUUAUCAGAUGCCUUCUCAGAAGCCAAAGUCGUACAAAACCUUCCAACCAUCGCUCUACUUAAGAAGCGGUCCUCUGCUUCGGUACACAGGAAUGAAACGGGUGCAAAUCGACGGACCCAAUGGACCGUUCGAAAAGGUGACAUGGAGAGGCAGCAUCAUGAUCGUGACACAAGACUCUAAGUCUAUAUAUGAGCCAGCACCAACAUUACGACUCUUCUCCCAGCCAACGGAUCUCUUGCCUCCUCCACCUGUCGUGGUCAACGGUGAUGGCGAGGGAUCCCAGCUUCCACCUGAAUACGUUGACCCGACCGCUGGGCUGAUGAAGCUUGGACGCGACGGAAGGCCAUUGUACGUUAAGCCUGUGGAGCAUACCGAAGAGGGGUUGGAUCUGUCGCAUGUGGAAGAUGACGAUGGUAUCUAUGAGCUAUCCGCCAGCAUCCUCGACUUUAGCAGUGAAGGAGUCAAGCAGCCAAUGCCCGCGAACCGGGUCCACUCGAUGGACGGAGAAGUCGCUGGGGCAUAUAAAGAGCUGACUGGAAUCCGCCUCUAUGCGGACCCAGACCGUGAUGUCACUUUCUGGCGAUUCAAUAUCGAAGUCGAACUAGGUGAAGUCCAGCAGCGGAUCGCAUACCGCAUCAACCACGGUCCCGCCUUGGGAUUCUGGGUUCCAGCCAAGGCACAGAUGAUGAACAUAACCUUCCACAGCGGAAACGGAUUCACUCCUGGUGUUGAUACCAACAAGUUCUGCGGACCAGAUCCUUUGUGGCGCGAUAUCCUCAACGAGCAUCAGACUCGGCCGUUCCAUGUAAUGAUCGGUGGAGGCGACCAGAUCUUCAACGACAAGGUCACAGCGGAAUCAUUCCAUUUCCAAGAUUGGCUCAAGAUAAAGGACCUGAGUGAUCAAUACAACAUGCCUUUUGACCCAGAAUUCCGCGCAGAGCUUGAAAGCUCGUUCCUGGAGAACUACUUGGCAUGGUUCUCUCAGGGGUUGUUCUCGCUAGUGGGAUCGCAGAUUCCCAUGGUUAAUAUGUGGAAUGACCACGAGAUCCUUGAGGGAUAUGGAUCGUACCCUGACGAGUUUAUGCAAAGCCCGGUGAUUUCGGGUCUGGGUCGGAUUGCGUUCAAGUAUUACCUGCUAUUCCAGCACCAGACUGUCAUUGAGGAGACGGACCAUGAUGAGCCCAGCUGGAUUAUGGGAGCUGAGCCGGGUCCGUAUAUCAGAGAACAAAGCCGGAAUCUGUUCAUUCCACUUGGCAAGGGUGUAACUUUGCUGGGUCUGGAUGAGAGGACCGAGCGAAUGAGCCAUGAGAUUCUCAGCGAACCGACAUGCGACAUCAUUUGGGAUAGAUGUCAUCGGGAGAUGGCCCGGGGAGAGGUCAAGCAUCUGCUCGUGCUCUCGAGCAUUCCUAUUGCGUAUCCACGAAUGGCAAUGCUUAAGAAUAUCUUAAACAGCCGCAAGUCUCUAGGCAAAGCAGGUAUCUUCGGUGGCCUGGUCAACAAAAACGGCGGCAAGAUCGAGAUAUACGACGACCACUGGACCGCCAAACACCACAAAGCCGAACGGACAUUCUUGAUCGAAGAUCUCCAGGACCUUGCUGCAGACAAGUCCAUCCGAGUCACCAUUCUCAGCGGCGACGUCCAUCUGGCUGCAAUGGGGCAGUUCUAUUCGAAUCCCAAGCUCGGCCUGCCCAAGGACAAGGAUUACCGAUACAUGCCGAAUAUCAUCUCAUCGGCGAUUGCCAAUUUCCCGGAAACAGAGAUGGUGUCGGAUAUGCUCAACCGGCGCAACCUGGUGCACCAUAUGGACUCGAACACGGAUGAGGAUAUGAUCCCGAUCUUCAGCCAUGACGUUGAUGGGAAGCCACGGAAUAACAAGCGAUUGAUUCCAAGACGGAACUGGUGUUCGAUUCGGGAGUAUCAGCCUGGCUUGACUCCACCAGCGACACCCGACAUUGAAGACGAGGAAGAAGAACAUCGCCCGGGAAAACUCAAACGGACAUUAUCAUUAACGCGCGGGGACCGACCGGCAGGUGGACUCCUACGGCGCCUCUCAAGCCGUAACCGCCCGCCAACAAAAGAUAUCGACUUUGACAACCUAGGCAACGGAAAAGCCAGUCGCCGCAUGAGCAUGGACGGCCCCUAUCCACCAUCAAGCGAUAGUUCGCUCCCACCACCACGCUCUACCGAAUCAUUCAACAGACCCGGAACCGGAUCCUUUUUCCGCCGACCUACGAACGCCAGCCGACGGGGCUCGAUACGGUCAAAGAAAUCGACUACGAGCAACACUAACAGCACGACCAACAACACUACAGGGGAUGACGAUGGAAUAGGCGGUCUAGUCAACCUGGAAGGCGGUCUGGCGAUCACGUUGAACCUGGAACUCAACCCGAACGAUCCCGCUGGGAUCACGACACCAUAUAAACUACUGGUUCCGAUGUUACGGUAUGACGGGUUGGAAUUUGACCCGCCGGCGACGCGAGUGACUAAGGGGUGGAAGAAAUGGCUGGGGGUGAAGAAGGGUGGUGAUCCGAGUCAGGAGAAUAAGAAUGAAGAGGAAACCGAAGGGGACGAAGUCAAUUCGGAUGGGGAAAACUACGAUAAUGGAGAUCAACAUGGGCAGGUGGAGGACCACUCGGAUAGUGAUGCGGAUGUGGGAGCGGGACCGGCAUCGGAGGAGGGGCGGAAGAGGAGGAAGUGGUUCAAGCUGUAA